Molecule: messenger RNA, 3165 nt
Organism: Coprinopsis cinerea okayama7#130
Lineage: Eukaryota; Fungi; Basidiomycota; Agaricomycetes; Agaricales; Psathyrellaceae
Product: FACT complex subunit SPT16
Exons: 15
Coding region: 1-3165 (1054 amino acids)
Biological process (GO): transcription elongation by RNA polymerase II; positive regulation of transcription elongation by RNA polymerase II
Cellular component (GO): FACT complex
Molecular function (GO): nucleosome binding
Source: RefSeq, a predicted model, not a curated record
AUGCCGGUAGAACUCAAUAAAGCUACUUUUGCGGCCCGCGUCAAGAAGGUCUACGAAGGCUGGAAUAGCGCCAGUCAGAAUGAAGAAUACAGCUCCAUAGCCGAUGUGGACGGCCUCUUCCUGCUUGCCGGUGACCCCGCCUCAGAAGAUGAGCCAACGCGCAAAGGAACCUGCUUCCAGCAAUGGCUCUUGGGUUAUGAAUUUCCUUCCACAUUUUUCUUCUUCCAAAAGGACAAGAUCUCAGUCCUUUGUUCGACGUCAAAAGCGAAAAUCCUGUCGCAAAUUGAGAAAUUGCCCGGGAUCCCACCUCUCGAUAUCCACGCACAGGCCAAGGCGAAAGAGCCGCCUAAUGAUGCUGUCCCAAGAUUCUUCCAGAAGUACCAAUCUGCAAAACGGGUCGGGGCCCUUCUCAAGGAAAACCACACCGGAAAGCUAGUCACCGAGUGGCAGAAGCUCGUUGCAGAAGCGGAUACGAAACCUGAGUCAGUAGAAAUGGGACCCGCGGUCUCGGCGUUCAUGGCUGUAAAGGACGAGGAGGAACUAAAAUUGGUCCAAAUUGCCGCCAAUCUCACUUCCACUCUCUUGAAACACCAUGUUGCACCGAAAUUGGAAUCUAUCCUCGAUAAAGAGUCCAGGAUAUCGCAUGACAUGCUGUCGGCGCAAAUUGAAACGCGUCUGGGUUCCGGAGAAGGUGAUAAUGCCAAGGGCCCCGAUAUGAAGGUCUGGAGCAAAGGGAAGAAUCUUGAGAAUAUCGACUGGCAAUCUGCGGAGUUUUGUUACCCACCAAUCAUUAUCUCCAAGUCUUCCAGCACUGGAUAUGACUUGAGAUAUACAAUCGAAUCCACCGAGGACAACAUCGCCCAUAAAGGUGUCCUUCUGACGUCCUUUGGCUUGCGGUACAAGACUUAUUCGACCAAUGUGGGCCGAACCUUUAUCGUCGAUCCCAAUCCGGACCAAGAAUCUCAGUAUAAUCUCCUGCUUUCCUUGCAAACCGAGUUACUUUCGUUCAUCAAGGAUGGCGUGCAAGCUAAAGAAGUCUACGCUCAUGCAGUCAACUACGUCCGAGAACGCAAGCCCGAGCUGGAAAAGAAUUUUGUGAAGACAGUUGGAUUUGGUAUUGGAAUGGAAUUCCGAGAUGCUACGUAUGUUCUCUCUGGGAAGAAUUCGCGCGUAAUCAAGAAAGAUAUGACAUUCAAUCUUGGCUUGGGCUUUUCCGAUCUAACUGAGCCCAACGGACAAAAAUACGCGCUGCAACUGGUCGACACUAUUCGCGUUGAUACCAACAAGUCCGUACUACUUACCGAUGGCAUCAAAUCUUCCAAAGAGACACUCUUCUUCCUCGACUCAGAGAGCGACGAGGAGAAACCCAAAAAGAAGGCCCCUGCCCCUAAGGCGAACGGCGCCGCUGCCAAAGUCAAGACUGUCGGAGGAAAGGUUCUUCGAAACCAACGCCGUGUCCAAGACGAGGUCCACCAAACAGCUGCUGCUAGGCUCAUCGAACAUCAGCGCGAGCUCCAUGAGAAAUUGCAGGAGAGUAACUUGGAGCGGUUCUCGGAGGGCGGAGGAAAGACGAGUGGAAAAGAGGGCAAGAGCUGGAAGAAGUUCCAAAGCUACAAGGGCGAAGGUGCUUUGCCUCAGGAAACCGAGAAAUUGAGGAUCUACGUGGACCGUAAAGCUCAGAGUGUGAUACUCCCGAUUCAUGGAUUCGCCGUCCCUUUCCACAUCAACACAAUCAAGAACGCCAGUAAGAACGAUGAGGGUGAAUUCACCUAUCUCCGUAUCAACUUCCAGACUCCUGGGCAACUCGCUGGAAAGAAAGAGGAUACUCCCUUCGAAGACCCAGAUGCCACCUUCAUCCGAUCCGUGUCGUAUCGGUCUCCAGACGGUCACCGAUUCGACAACCUUGUGAAACAGAUCACCGAGUUGAAGAAGGAGGCAAACAAGAGGGAGCAGCAGAAGAAGGAAAUGGCCGAUGUCAUUGAACAAGGCAAUCUCAUCGAAAUCAAGGGGCGACGACCUUACAAGCUUUCGGAAGCCUUCAUUCGACCCGCGCUCGACGGUAAACGACUGCCGGGCGAAGUUGAGAUUCAUCAGAAUGGUAUUCGUUACCAGUCUGUCGGUGCUCAGAAAGUCGACGUCUUGUUUAGCAACGUCAAGCACUUGUUCUUCCAGCCUUGCGAUCAUGAAUUGCUUGUUAUUGUCCAUCUGCACUUGAAAGCACCCAUCAUCAUUGGGAAGAAAAAGACAUUCGACGUCCAAUUCUUCCGAGAAGCUACAGAUGUCCAGUUCGACGAGACCGGUAACAGGAAGCGAAAGCAUCGAUAUGGAGACGAGGAUGAAAUUGAGAUGGAACAGCAAGAGCGCAAGCGCCGAGCCAUCCUCAAUAAGGAGGUCAAGGCAUUUGCGGAGAGGAUUGCAGAGGCUGCUUCUCACUCGCUUGGCGAGACGCUAGAAGUCGAUGUCCCUUUCCGAGAGCUUUCCUUCGAAGGUGUUCCAUUCCGUACAAGUGUUCGCUUGCAACCCACCACAGAGUGUCUGGUCCACCUCACGGACCCUCCUUUCCUCGUUGUCACUCUCACCGACAUUGAAAUCGCCUCCCUCGAACGUGUGCAGUACGGUCUCAAGCAAUUCGAUCUUAUCCUGGUCUUCAAGGACUUCACGAAACCCCCCCUCCACAUCAACUCUAUCCAAUCCAGUCAAAUGGACGAUGUGAAGAACUGGCUAGACUCUGUAGACAUCCCGAUGGCUGAGGGUCCGGUCAACUUGAACUGGGGUCCCAUUAUGAAGCAUAUCAACGACAACCCCUACGAGUUCUUCCAGGAGGGUGGUGGAUGGUCGUUCUUGGGAGUUCCUGGUGCUGAGAGCGCAGAGUCCGAAUCUGAGGACUCUGAAUCCGAGUUCGAAGCUGAUUCUGACGACUUCCAGUCCGAGUCGAGUUCAGACGACGAGUCUGACUUCUCAGAUGCUAGUGGCAGUGAUGACAGCGGAUCUGAAGACUACGACGAUGCUUCGGAUAGCGGUGAAUCAUGGGACGAGCUGGAGCGCAAGGCCGCCAAAGCCGAUAUGAAGCGUAGUGAGAACCGCAACAAGGGCUCGGACGAUUCCGAUGACGAUCGUCCAAAGAAGAAGAAAGCUACUAACGGCAAAGUCAAGGGCAAGCGCUAA